CCUCCAGCAGGAGCACUGGUUUGAAAAGGCCCUUUGAGAGAAGAAGGGCUUCAUCAUCAAGCAGAUGAAGGAGGACGGCGCCUGUCUCUUCCGGGCUGUAGCUGACCAGGUGUAUGGAGACCAGGAUAUGCAUGAAGUUGUGCGAAAGCACUGCAUGGACUAUCUGAUGAAAAAUGCCGACUACUUCUCCAACUAUGUCACAGAGGACUUCACCACCUACAUCAACCGAAAGCGGAAAAACAACUGCCACGGCAACCACAUUGAGAUGCAGGCCAUGGCGGAGAUGUACAACCGUCCUGUGGAGGUGUACCAAUACAGCACAGAACCCAUCAACACAUUCCAUGGGAUCCAUCAAAAUGAGGAUGAACCCAUCCGUGUCAGCUAUCAUCGGAAUAUCCACUACAAUUCAGUGGUGAAUCCCAACAAGGCUACUAUUGGCGUAGGGCUGGGCCUGCCAUCAUUCAAACCAGGGUUUGCAGAGCAGUCCUUGAUGAAGAAUGCCAUAAAAACAUCGGAGGAGUCAUGGAUUGAACAACAGAUGCUAGAAGACAAGAAGCGGGCUACAGACUGGGAGGCCACCAAUGAAGCCAUUGAGGAACAAGUGGCUCGGGAAUCCUACCUGCAGUGGCUGCGGGAUCAGGAGAAACAGGCCCGCCAAGUCCGUGGCCCCACCCAGCCCCGGAAAGCUAGCGCCACAUGCAGUUCAGCCACAGCAGCAGCAUCCAGUGGUCUGGAGGAGUGGACCAGCCGGUCCCCACGGCAGCGGAGCUCAGCCUCGUCCCCCGAGCAUCCUGAGCUGCAUGCCGAGCUGGGUAUCAAGCCCCCUUCUCCAGGCACUGUCUUAGCUCUUGCCAAACCUCCUUCGCCCUGUGCACCAGGUACAAGCAGCCAGUUCUCAGCAGGGGCUGACCGGGCCACCUCCCCUCUUGUAUCCCUCUACCCUGCUCUGGAGUGUCGGGCCCUCAUUCAGCAGAUGUCCCCUUCUGCCUUUGGUCUGAAUGACUGGGAUGAUGAUGAGAUCCUAGCAUCGGUGCUGGCAGUGUCCCAACAGGAAUACCUAGACAGUAUGAAGAAAAACAAAGUGCACAGAGACCCACCCCCAGACAAGAGUUGAUGGAGACCCAGGGACUGGAGACCAUCUCCCAAACCCCACCACUCCUGCCCUCUGGUGCCACCCCACCUUCUUUGGCUUUCUUCCCCUUUGCCUUCUUCCCUUCUCCCUCUCACCCCUCCCUUCCCUCUGGCUGGCCCACCCUGUGCUCCCCUCAUUGCUGCCGCCACCACCAGUCUCCGCCAGCUGAUGUGCCCUGUUGCCCCCUGCACAGCAUCUUCCCUGCAUUCCACAGGGGACUCAGGCAAGGGUGCCAAAGGUAGGCGAGAGGCACAUGGAGACAAACCACCUGGAAGCCAGGCAGCCCCAGACAUUCAGACAGAGGAAAGUCUCCCUGCUCCUCAUUCCUCCCAAGAUCAGAGAAACUUGUCCAACCCCCUACCCCCCAAAAAAAUGAUGCCAGGGAGGUGGGGGAGAGAAGUGGAAAAUCCCCUUCCCAUACCCCUAAUAAUGUCUGAGCCUUCAAUGUUGAAUUUUUCUUUACUAAAGUGUACUUUUAUCUUAUAAAA
Molecule: messenger RNA, 1620 nt
Organism: Orycteropus afer afer
Lineage: Eukaryota; Metazoa; Chordata; Mammalia; Tubulidentata; Orycteropodidae
Gene: OTUD5
Product: OTU deubiquitinase 5
Biological process (GO): protein deubiquitination
Molecular function (GO): cysteine-type deubiquitinase activity; K63-linked deubiquitinase activity
Source: RefSeq, a predicted model, not a curated record